AUGGAAAAAUUUGUUAUUACAACAAAGAAACAGAAGGUCACUGAAGAAAAACCUACAUCCAGUCGUGAAGAUUCUGAAAAUGAAAAACUGAAUUCUGAAAACAGGGAAAACUCAUAUGUAGAUUCUGGUUCGACAAUAGAUCUGACUUCAGGAAAACGAAAAAGGCAUUCCAACGUGUAUAAUUAUUUUAAACGGUCUGCAGAUCGAAAACUAGCUUUAACCUGUGGAAGGGAGUAUAAAACUAGCGGCAAUACGUCAAACUUAGCUGAUCAUAUUAAACGGUUUCAUCGAUUUAUGAGUACUGGCCCAGAUUGUUCUGUAAGUACAAGUACUACAGAAUUGAGUACUAGCUCAGCACGAUCAAGUGCUCAGUCAAUUAGCCAAUUUUUUAAAAGAUCAGUACAAUAUGAUUCUUCUUCACAAACGAAAAAGGACUCUGAUGAUUGCUACUGA
This is a messenger RNA of Diabrotica balteata, 453 nucleotides long. The record is from the annotation of a GenBank genome assembly. NCBI's taxonomy places the organism in Eukaryota, Metazoa, Arthropoda, Insecta, Coleoptera, Chrysomelidae.